Messenger RNA from Cladophialophora psammophila CBS 110553, 1038 nucleotides. RefSeq names its product 2-dehydropantoate 2-reductase. Gene Ontology annotation, biological process: pantothenate biosynthetic process. The transcript is spliced from 3 exons. The coding region runs from base 1 to 1038 and encodes 345 amino acids. Gene Ontology annotation, molecular function: 2-dehydropantoate 2-reductase activity. NCBI's taxonomy places the organism in Eukaryota, Fungi, Ascomycota, Eurotiomycetes, Chaetothyriales, Herpotrichiellaceae. Gene Ontology annotation, cellular component: cytoplasm. The record is from RefSeq and is a predicted model, not a curated record.
AUGGCUUCCAAGGCAAACACUCUCCUGAUUGGUUGUGGCGGCAUCGGCACCAUUUCAGCCCUCAACCUUGAGGUUGGUGGAAGGGCUGCAGUCACGGCCGUGCUCCGCUCAAACUUCCAAGAGGUAUCCCGAAAAGGGUUCGACAUCAGAUCGGUAGAUCACGGCAUCGUCAAGGGUUUCAAGCCGACCAAGAUCCUCAACGCCAUCCCCAACGUCGCUCGCGACGACUUGACGCCUUACAAGUACGUUAUCUGCACGACGAAGAACUACCCGGACGUCCCGCCGACGGUGGUGGAUCUCCUACGACCUGCUGUCACGCCAGGAUACUCGGUCGUUGUUCUCAUUCAGAAUGGCUUGAAUAUUGAAAAGCCGCUGCUGGCAGCCUUCCCUGAAAAUGUUAUCCUCUCCGGAGUCAGCUUCUGUGGAUCUCAUGAAAUUGCCUCGGGCGAAAUCUUGCACGAGGACAGCGACAAAUUAUUUGUUGGUGCUUUCCGAAAUCCCACGUUGGACCCUACCCUGGAAGACCUAGAAGCCCAAGAGUUCACCACAAUAUACGGUGCUGGCGGUAAGUGCAUUGCUGAAUAUCAGCCUGACGUUGGUUUCACGAGAUGGAGGAAGCUGCUGUAUAACGCAUGUCUGAACUCCAUCUGUGCUAUUACCGACCUUGAUACGGGAAGACUUCAACUAGCCGAUGGAAUGGUAGAAAAUCUGGCACGUCCUGCCAUGGAAGAGAUACGUGCCGCUGCCAAAGCUUUCGGCCAUGACCUUCCCGCCGAUCUGGUAGACUUCAUGAUUACCAUGGACCCUAUUACUAUGUACAAUCCACCAAGCAUGCAGGUAGACGUCCGCAAGGGACGCUUCAUUGAAUUCGAGAACAUUGUCGGAGAACCAGUCCGCGAAGGGACCUCUCGCGGAGUGCCGAUGCCCAUUCUCACUGUGUAUUACCAUAUCUUGAGAUCGCUGCAGUGGAAGCUUAAGGAGAAGAAAGGCCUGGUCACAAUUCCUGCACCUUUUGAUCAUACCAACACAUCAUCCUAG